Messenger RNA from Durusdinium trenchii, 2121 nucleotides. The record is from the annotation of a GenBank genome assembly. NCBI's taxonomy places the organism in Eukaryota, Dinophyceae, Suessiales, Symbiodiniaceae.
UGAAAAUCCUUCCAGAAAGCACCCGCAGCUUUUCCAGCAUGGGGUGAAAAACAUGCAGUUGAAAAUAUGGCCACUUUUCAUCGUGGCCACCUUGCUGGAUUCUUGCAAAAGCAGGGCAUGGCGACCUCGACUGAACCGGUUCCCCAGACAUGCCGUGCUGGUGGACAAGAAGCCCGACACUCGAGAGCCAGAGCCAGCUUUGUGGAAUCAUCAGAUCAAUCUCGGCGGUCAGAUGAAACAAUGUGAACUUCGUGAUGCUUCAAAUCGAGAUGACGACAUGCUCAAGGAGGAGGUUGCGGCUCGUUGGGCACCUUUGAGACAUCGUUGCCACGCCUGGCGCCGAAAGGUUGAAGACACUGAAGGAACCUCAUCAACCCAAAUACCUUGGUCAUAUCGAAUUUGCUUCAACAGCGAUGCCGUCUCCUGGGCACCAAAACCAUGGCUUCAGCGCAUCGACUUAGGCUGGUACAAUGCAAGCUUGGACGAAGAUCAUGCCAAUGGCUCGCUUACACUCCACUAUGUGAACAGCAUCACUCGCAGCGAACUCGCAGUGCAAUGUCAUUGCGGCCAGGGCCCGGAAAUCAUUUCCUGGAGGGGCGGCUUCAAUCACACCUUGGAGCUGCUACUUCCCACUUGCUGCCGGCUCCGGGUCGAAGCUGGUGAGUCGAUGUCUGUGCAGGAGAUCUUCCAUUGGUUGCUGGCACCGGUGGCCCGUUUGGACUUGCCCUGCUUGGGCCAGAAGCGUGGCCGUUGGGACUACACGCUGUGCUUUAGCGGGAACAUCUCACAGGCUACGCUUAGCCGCGUUCCAUCUACGAGUGAACGGAAGGCCAUGCGCGAGGUGUUGCUGGGAGGUCCUGCUGACGAGGUGCCACGGUUGGUGGCUGCGGAGCCAGUGGUUCCUGGACAGCCGGUGGAGACAGGUUUGGGUUCGUCAGAUGAUGGGAAUGCUCAGUGGGCUACGGUACCUGCGAUGUUGUCCGAGGCCUUGGGCUCAAAGCACAAGGCCUUGGAGCUUGAGCUCUCUGAGGGCCAGGACUGCCUAGCUGCAAAUGGCACCCGCAAGCAUCGAACCCGCCUGCGGUGGCUUUGCCCAGCAACCUGGCGCUCCUUCGCACCUGACCGCGAUGGAGGUCAUACAGCGCUGCUGGCGGUGGAGCGGCCCACAGGUUGCGACUGGGUUGCCUGGAUUGCCUCCACGCUGCUUUGCACUUGGCGGCCCCUGCGGCCUCGAGCCAGCGUGGUGCGGCAGCUGAGCUGCCGGUCGGAAAAGGGACAGAGAGACGUGGCCAAGCCGGAGGAGCUAAUCAAGCGGGAGUCGGCUGUGCGACCUGCUGCGCCAAAGCUGCCGGCAGCUUUUGAAGAGCACACAGAUCGGAGUGGUAUCCUUUACCAUGUGGGGCAGCGGGUGGUGGUGCUUUCUGACGGGACAGAAGGCAUCAUUAUUGCUUGGGACAAGACGCCUCGAGCAGAUUUGUUGGCCUUGCGAUUGGACGAUGAUGACAUGUCACAGUCCCCGCACUUUCUUCUAGCCGCUGUGCGAGGGCAUUUUCCAGCAACCGGCGCGCUGGCCCACGGGGCAGUGGAUGUCCCUGGUCACGUGGCUUACAUCGCGCAGGAAGACUUGGUUUUGUUGUCUGGAGACUUUGAACCAGGCCAGCUUCCUCCUGGUUUUGCUAAAUAUUUUGAUGAGUCAGGGCGACCUUUGACAUGGUUGGCAAAGUUUUAUCCAGCCGAUCAAUGGUUUGGAGGUGCAGGCGGUGCAUACCCUUCUCUCGCGCAAGAAUCAGCUGAGAUGCCAUGGCAAGACCGGGUACAAGAUGUACUUGUGCUGCCCUCACUACCCAGAGUUGUCCAUAUGUCAAUGCAGGAUAUGUUAGUGGACUGAGCAAUUUGAGUAGUUUGGAAAGAUAUGUUUCGGUUUUUUGAAGACUUGUUCAUUAAAAAGAACAGUUGCUGCAUAACAAUGAAGCCAGGCUUGGCCACAGAAAUUGUCAAACCAGUUGGCAUGUGAAACUUGCAAGACGGACGAAGCCCGGCCUGUAGCUAUUUUAUCCUGUCAUGUAAGAUAUGUUGUUGUUGUUGUUGCUGUUGUUGUUUGUGAAGGGGAAUAGUGGCGCC